UUACGUUUAAAUUGAUGGAAAGGCGUCGCAGUUACUAUUGGUAAGACACCCAAUAGUAGAUUCAACUUCAUGAUUUACUGCCAAGUCGUUCCUUAGGAGGUCAGCUUUGCAACUUGAGUGAUGGAGUUUUUCAGAGAAAUUUAAAUUAAAGAUUAUUUCGCACAUUGUCAAACAUCCCACAUGGAUCACCAAGAUAUCGUUCAAUAACGCCGAUAUUCUAUUAACUGUGUGAUAUUAGGAUUUGUUGUGGAUAGACAUCAUAAGUGAUUUACAAGGUAGUAUAUUUCCUCUAAGACUUCGCAUACCUUUUCCAGAUUAGGAAGUUGACCUCUGAGAACUAACAGAUGAGAGGAAAUACUCAGUAGAGGAAUAUAAGAGUUUAAACCUUUUAAUUAUCAAUAUACACAGUUCCAAGAGUCAUCUCCGCUAUUUUCGAAGGUUUUAUCCUAAAUCCGAUUAAAGCAGAAGACUCUCACUGAAUUCAUUUUGAUAUCCGCUAGAUGUAGGAUAUUAGGUGUAUAGCCACCCUACUAUAGACUAUUUAUCCAUGUUUAAAAUUCUUCGUUAUAUACGUUCCAGCUAUAAUCUUAUCUUUGACUUAUACUACCAUCAUUAUGUUCAGAAACUACCUUUCAAAGAACAUCCAACGUCCUGUCUCAUUCGCUAGAACUUACGCUUCUGCACCAACCAGUGUCUACCAAGGCAAGAAGGACGCUAGCGGAAACUACACAGUCACUUUGAUUCCAGGUGAUGGUAUCGGUAACGAAAUUUCUGACGCUGUCAAGAAGAUCUAUGAAGCAGCAAAGGUACCAAUCAAGUGGGAAGAGGUUGAUGUUACUCCUUCCCUCGUUAAUGGCAAAUCAACUAUCCCACAAUACUCAAUCGACUCCAUUAAAGCCAACACUAUCGCAUUAAAAGGUCCAUUAGCCACUCCAAUUGGUAAAGGUCACGUCAGUUUGAACUUGACAUUGAGAAGAACUUUCAACCUCUUCGCCAACGUCCGUCCAUGUUUGUCCAUCCCUGGAUACAAGACACCAUACGACGAUGUUGACACCGUUCUCAUCCGUGAAAACACUGAAGGUGAAUACUCAGGUAUUGAACACGAAGUUGUCGAUGGUGUCGUACAAUCAAUCAAAUUGAUCACUUUCGAGGCUUCUGAGCGUGUCGCUAGAUACGCUUUCCACCACGCUUCUACUCAAGGUCGUAAGCGUGUCACCGCAGUUCACAAGGCCAACAUCAUGAAGAUGUCAGAUGGUAUGUUCCUUACUGCUUGUCGUCAAGUCGCAAAGGAAUACCCAGAUGUCAAGUACGAUGAAGAACUCUUAGACCGCGCUUGUUUGGCUAUCACUACUGACCCAUCACCAUUUUCAGACAGAGUUAUGGUUAUGCCAAACCUUUACGGUGACAUUCUUUCUGAUAUGUGUGCUGGUUUGAUCGGUGGUCUUGGUCUUACUCCAUCAGGUAACAUUGGUAAAGAUGCAUCCAUCUUCGAAGCUGUCCACGGUUCAGCUCCUGAUAUCGCAGGUAAAGGUCUCGCCAACCCAACUGCUCUUCUCCUUUCUUCCAUAAUGAUGCUUCGUCACAUGAACCUCUUUGAACACGCCGACAAGAUUGAACGCGCAGCUUUGACAACUAUUGCUGAAGGAAAAUCUAUCACACGUGAUCUCGGUGGUAGCUCAAGCACAAACGAAUACACUGAUGCCAUUAUCAAGAAACUCUAGAUGCCAUAAUUAAACAAAGUCUCCAAUUUGGAUAAAUCGUUAGACAUUCAACCUAAUUCAUACAUAAACAUUUCAUUGCUUAAAAUCGUAUGUAUUAAAUAUAUACUAAAAUCAUUGCAAUCUUGCG
This is a messenger RNA of Wallemia mellicola CBS 633.66, 1848 nucleotides long. Its product is annotated as mitochondrial NAD-dependent isocitrate dehydrogenase subunit 2 precursor. NCBI's taxonomy places the organism in Eukaryota, Fungi, Basidiomycota, Wallemiomycetes, Wallemiales, Wallemiaceae. The coding region runs from base 615 to 1721 and encodes 368 amino acids. Gene Ontology annotation, cellular component: mitochondrion. Gene Ontology annotation, biological process: isocitrate metabolic process; tricarboxylic acid cycle. The record is from RefSeq and is a predicted model, not a curated record. The transcript is spliced from 4 exons. Gene Ontology annotation, molecular function: isocitrate dehydrogenase (NAD+) activity; NAD binding; magnesium ion binding.